Molecule: messenger RNA, 1563 nt
Organism: Triplophysa dalaica
Lineage: Eukaryota; Metazoa; Chordata; Actinopteri; Cypriniformes; Nemacheilidae
Gene: dynll2a
Product: dynein, light chain, LC8-type 2a
Exons: 3
Coding region: 327-596 (89 amino acids)
Biological process (GO): cilium assembly; microtubule-based process
Cellular component (GO): cytoplasmic dynein complex
Molecular function (GO): dynein intermediate chain binding; dynein light intermediate chain binding
Source: RefSeq, a predicted model, not a curated record
AAGCUCUUUUCCGCACAUCCUGGUAAUAGGCCUACACAAUCCUGCUGCCCACAACCAAACAAGCUCAUUUCCCUCUGGUCACGGGUAAAGAUGCAUUGUGGGUUGAAAUAAGAUGCUGGCAGAGCGACGCAGGGAGCGGCUGGUCUGUAGCCAAUGGUGAGCGCUGUGUAGGACGGCAUUGUGAAGAGCCAGGGAUUUUAGCGGGCACCCGUCGGCGUUUAACUUCAUCUUUAUGUUCCUCUCAUAGCGUUAAAGGGGUAUCUGGAACGACGAGCGACCGUUUUCAAUUGCACAUUUCUGUCGCCCGAUAUUGCUGACAAGGCACCAUGACUGACAGGAAGGCCGUGAUCAAGAACGCUGACAUGUCUGAAGAUAUGCAGCAGGAUGCUGUCGAUUGUGCCACACAGGCGAUGGAGAAAUACAACAUCGAGAAGGACAUUGCUGCAUACAUCAAAAAGGAGUUCGAUAAGAAAUACAAUCCGACGUGGCAUUGCAUUGUGGGAAGGAACUUCGGCAGCUAUGUGACCCACGAGACGAAACACUUCAUCUACUUCUACUUGGGGCAGGUGGCCAUUCUCCUGUUCAAGUCUGGCUGAGUGAAGACCAGACCGUAGAAUGUGUUUCCAAUGAAGACUGUGAUGCACUGGUGGCUGAUGUUGUAUCUACCCACACACUACGAAUAUUAAAUGAGACCAUACCAUGACUACGCUGGCUGUGCACAACUGCAUGGAUCAUAUCCUAUACUACUUGUGUACAUGUUGCAGUUCAAUUGCAUUUUAUUAGAAGCCCUUUGUUAACUGACAAUUUUCGUUAAUGGUCCUUCCAAGUUUUUCUUCGCGUAUGUUGGUUGAAAAAGUAUAAUAAAGUUAGAAAAUGUGUAUUGACCAGCACAUUUGUCUACUGUGAAUUUAUAUCUUUUUGGCGACUUGGUGUAUAAUUGAAAAAUUCCAUGCACUAUAUGCCAUUUUGGGGAUGUUUGGGGCAAAGGUCAGAAGCACACAGUUGUAUGGUGGCUAGUCUAUAUAGUUUAUCCCCUGUUGAUAUAAGAAUGUUCUCAUUACCUCUAAUUUCUGUUUCUUUGUUUUUGAUACAGGAGAGAUAUUGCAUUUCAGAGACCCCAUAUUGAUAUUUGACGAUGUCUACCUGAAUAUUCAAUAGAAUGAUGUAUGUAUUGAAAUAUAGAGUUUAGGAACGGAGACUCAUACGUAACUCAUUACAACCAAGUAUCAAGCUAACAGAUUGUAACAGAGCGUGUUGUCUUCAUCUAACUGUCUGCAGAACAGUUUUCUGAAUGUAAUAAGUAGAUGCACAACACAUGUCGUCGGGCAUCUUCCUUUCUGCUGUUUAAUUUAAAAUGAGUAGGAUUUAUUUGCAUGUGUCUUGUUUACGUUCUGAUCCGUGGAUGUCUGCACAAACAUAGAGCUGUAAAGUUUGCACAUAGCACAUGCUGUUUGAGGCUUUCUCUGUUAGUAGGACUGUGACUACAUUUGCACACCGUGAAAGAGUACCCACUCAGGUACCACCACACAUAGCCCUGUCAUGUUAAUAAAAAUGUAUCAUCAA